Molecule: messenger RNA, 1977 nt
Organism: Stylophora pistillata
Lineage: Eukaryota; Metazoa; Cnidaria; Anthozoa; Scleractinia; Pocilloporidae
Product: arylsulfatase B
Molecular function (GO): sulfuric ester hydrolase activity
Source: RefSeq, a predicted model, not a curated record
GACAUUCCCCAAAACUUGUGUCACUUCAGUCCCGGUAACAUGCCUCUCCUGAGAAGUCUUGUUCCGUUUGCAUUCGCAUUUUUCGUGGCAGUGACCCCAUUGGAAGCGAAAAAGCGAAAAUCAUCCCCUCCACACAUUUUGUUUAUGCUCGCAGAUGAUCUCGGCUGGAUCGACGUUGGAUUUCACGGAUCAAAAAUCAACACUCCGAUCAUUGACUCGUUGGCCAAAGAAGGGGUCAUUCUCGACAAUUAUUAUGUUCAACCAGUUUGUACACCAGCCAGAGGAGCACUUAUGACCGGAAGGUAUCCCAUUCACACAGGACUUCAACAUGAAGUGGUUCACCCCUCAAAUCCGUUUGGAUUGCCAUUAGAUUUUCAGACCCUUCCAGGACAGCUAAAAAAAGUUGGUUACGCAACUCACUUGGUUGGCAAGUGGCAUCUUGGCUUCUACAAAUGGCCUUACGUUCCAACUAACCGAGGUUUUGACUCCGCUUAUGGAUUUUGGGAUGGUGCUGAGGAUCAUUAUGAUCACACACGUGACAAAGUGGUUGAUUUUCGAAAUGGAACCGAACCUGUUUUGGACCUGAAUGGAAAAUACGCAACAUUCGAAUAUGUUAAGAGGAUAGAAGAGAUUUUGGAUCAACAUGACCCAAAACAGCCACUGUUCCUGUACAUGGCCUUCCAGAAUGUUCAUAAUCCCAUCCAGGCACCAGACCAGUAUGUGGACAAAUUCUCGUUUAUUGAUCAGAAGAUGCGCCGAGUGCAUGCAGGGAUGGUCGCUGUCUUGGACGAAGCCGUUGGGAACAUCACUAAAAUGUUUAAAAAGAAAGGGCUAUGGGAGAACACUUUGACAGUGUUCAGCACUGAUAAUGGCGGAGAACCCACUUUUGGGGGAUAUAACUGGCCUCUUAGAGGAACAAAACAUACCUUAUGGGAGGGAGGAGUGAGAGGUGCUGCUUUUGUCCACGGAAAAAUGUUAGAAAAGACCGGCGUGAAAUGCGAAGGACUACUACACAUCAGCGACUUCUUUCCUACCCUCAUCAACUUGGCAGGUGGUUCGUACGAUGCAAAACAUCCUAUCCCCAUUGAUGGCUUUGAUGUGUGGAACACUCUGUCCCAUGGAGAGGCCUCACCUCGAACAGAAAUCUUGCUUAAUAUCGAUAAUCCACCUUCCGGGACAAGUAAAAUGUUAGGAGUCAACUGGCAAGGAAUGGCUCUUCGGAAGGGAAGCAUGAAGCUCUUGAUGAAUGUCAAAAAUAUCACCUGGUUCAAACCACCCGAGUUGAAGGGAGUUCCAGCUGAUGUUCUUAUUUCUGAAGGGUUACUCAAAGAAGAGACAAAUGAAGAGACCCUGGAGCAAUUGAGGAUCUAUUACAUGGCAAAUGCAGACCUUUUGGACGUUGUACUUUACAACAUCACAGCUGAUCCUAACGAGCGACACGACCUCAGCACUGAGUUACCUGAUGUUCUGAAAGAAAUGAAAGAAAGAAUGAAUUAUUACCUAAACACUGCAGUUCCUGCCGCUUUUAAACCUAGCGACCCCAAUGCGAUAAAAGAGGCUCGUAAGAAUGGUGUUUGGGGACCGUGGAUGUAGACCUGAGUUGGAGGCAUCAAGCACGCUGAUAGUAAAAGUAGAGGGAAACGUUCGAUUGAAAUAGGUUUUUAACAUCUGUAGACUAUCAAAGGCAAACGUUGUUUUUCGUUACAGUUUUUAUUGAUUCCAAGUCUCUAAGUGAAAGGUGUCUCCCGUUUUUCAAGCCAUUACUUGGUUAAUAGCGCUAGUGAGGGUUAGGUUGCGAUUUUAUAGAAUGUCGUUAAGAAGAUAAUCGACCUGUAAAUGUAGUGAUGGUGGGGAAGACAGAAAUGACACUUAAGAAUGAUUUCGAGCUCACCCUAUUUUUUCGGAGUAGUGCCAGUUAGAAUCGAAUUUUGUUCUUCGAUGUAAUUGAAACCACAAUAAAUGCCUUUGUCUGAUUUA